Knipowitschia caucasica is the source of this 405-nucleotide messenger RNA. NCBI's taxonomy places the organism in Eukaryota, Metazoa, Chordata, Actinopteri, Gobiiformes, Gobiidae. The record is from the annotation of a GenBank genome assembly.
AUGGGUCGUGUCAGGACUAAAACUAUAAAGAAGGCCUCUCGGGUCAUCAUCGAGAAGUACUACAUGCGCCUGGGCAGUGACUUUCACACCAACAAGAGGGUGUGCGAGGAGAUCGCCAUCAUCCCCAGCAAACCACUGCGCAACAAGAUUGCAGGAUAUGUCACUCAUCUGAUGAAGAGGAUCCAGCGCGGUCCAGUCAGAGGCAUCUCCAUCAAACUGCAGGAGGAGGAGCGCGAGAGGAGGGACAACUACGUCCCAGAGAUCUCAGCCCUGGACCAGGAGCUCAUUGAGGUCGACCCUGACACCAAGGAGAUGCUGAAGAUGAUGGAUUUCGGCGGCCUGUCCAACCUCCAAGUCACGCAACCCACUGUUGGCAUGAACUUCAAAACACCCAGAGGACUGUAA